GGGGUGGCGGGGGUGGGGCACGCUCCCCUCCCCCCGCCGCGGCGUGUGACGUCCCGCGCGUCGGCGGCCGCGGAGCAGCGCGGGGAGCCAGGCGGCCGCAGGCGGGGUGUGAAGACAAACAAUGACACUCCAAUGGGCGGCAGUUGCAACUUUUCUUUACGCUGAAAUAGGACUCAUUUUAAUCUUCUGUCUACCUUUUAUUCCUCCUCAGAGAUGGCAGAAGAUAUUUUCCUUUAGCGUUUGGGGUAAAAUUGCAAGUUUCUGGAACAAGGCUUUUCUUACUAUUAUAAUCCUAUUGAUUGUUCUGUUUCUAGAUGCUGUGAGAGAAGUAAGAAAAUAUUCCUCAACUCAUACUAUUGAGAAGAGCUCAGCCAGCAGACCUGCUGCCUAUGAACAUACACAAAUGAAACUCUUCAGGUCUCAAAGAAAUCUUUACAUUUCUGGAUUUUCAUUAUUUUUCUGGCUAGUGUUGAGACGUCUGGUUACCCUUAUCACUCAGCUGGCAAAAGAGCUGUCAAACAAAGGAGUACUUAAACGUCAAGCAGAAAAUAUUAACCAGGCUGCCAAAAAAUUCAUGGAAGAAAAUGAAAGACUGAAACGGCUCUUGAAAAACUAUGGCAAGGAAGAAGAACACGUUUUGGAAGCAGAAAAUAAAAAACUAGAAGAAGACAAAGAAAAACUGAAAACUGAAUUAAAGAAGGCUUCAGAUGCCCUUUCUAAGGCACAAAAUGACGUGAUGCUAAUGAAGAUGCAAUCAGAGAGACUUUCAAAAGAGUAUGACCGGCUCCUGAGAGAACACUCAGGACUUCAGGAUCGUGCAGGGAAAGACAAGAAAUGCCUGUGAACUUUAUGAAAGAAGAUUGUGAAUAUACCAUGUCAAGAAGAAAAAUUUGUUAUCAUGUUAGCCUCUAGAAAACUUAAAAUUCAGUUCAUAAACACCUGCUAUGACCAGCCAUUAUUUUUUUAAUGCCACACACAUGGACUUAUCGUAAUGGCACUAUCACAGUAUUGAUGAUGUUUCAGAUAUAUUGUAAAGCCUGUAUUCCAGCUCUUAAAUAAAAUAUAAGCAUUUUAAACACUUUAUUUAGAUGCUGAUAGUAACACUGGUGUGUGGUGACUGAAAGAGUGAAACAUGAAAACAGUGACCUUAAGUGCUUCUUUUUAAGCCUGAUGGUACUAGUUAACUCUCUUAAGACAGCUGUAUUGAUAAUUAUAUUUUCAGUAUUGUGAUUCUGCACCUGUUAAACUAUUUUUGUUGACAUUUGUGUUAAUAACACAUAAUUAGUAGGCGUUCUGCUUUUUUAAUGUUCAUCUGGGAAUGGAGUUUACAUCUAUUUGUAUAACUGCCAUAGCACUGAACUGAAAUAAUUUUACAACAAUGUGGAGUUCUUGAGAUAGAAAGUUUAUGUAUAAUGUAUCCAAAAAGUAAUGUUUCCCAUUGCUGUGAGAGUUGCUAAUUAUACAGAUAUUACCUCAUAUAUACAUACACUGAUGUCACAAUUUCUCUGAGAUGUUUCUAUAUUCUGAAAGCUACAUAUUAAAUACUAUUUUCCAUUCA
Molecule: messenger RNA, 1558 nt
Organism: Capra hircus (goat)
Lineage: Eukaryota; Metazoa; Chordata; Mammalia; Artiodactyla; Bovidae
Gene: BCAP29
Product: B-cell receptor associated protein 29
Exons: 8
Coding region: 122-844 (240 amino acids)
Biological process (GO): endoplasmic reticulum to Golgi vesicle-mediated transport; intracellular protein transport
Cellular component (GO): endoplasmic reticulum membrane; endoplasmic reticulum
Source: RefSeq, a predicted model, not a curated record